UCUUCUUCUUCGCAAGUUGGUCUGUCUGACGUUGAAUGAGAAAGAGCAGGUGGCACACCAAGUGGGACGCCUCUGGCAGCUUCGGAAGUCGAAAUCUUUGAACUUUGAACACGACCCCCUAACCAGAGCCGCUCGCCAUCAGCGGCGUGGUCACAGGGCAAGCUCAUCCAGAGAGUACGUGAUAGCGGCAGAAUAAACCCUUCACUCCAAAUUGGAGGCUGCCAUUCGUCCUCCAUCCUACAAUUCUCCGAUACGCACUGUCUGGUAUGUAAUACCACUUGUGGCACCCAAUACAGAUUUGACACAUAUAACGGUGGAAGCAUACUUCUUUUGGUGUUCCUCCGCUCUGUGGAUUUUGGCACCUGGGCUUUUCUUCGCAGGAGCAGUGAACUUCGACAAUGGUCUUUCUGCAGUUUGGCGUGCGAUUCUUCUGAUCCAUCCUUUUCUGGUUUGUGCGGAAGCGGGUUUUCUGUCAUAUUCUUAAUUAGUUGCAUGUGACUUGUCUAAUCCAGACGAAUUUGAAAUAUGUGUGGCUAGGGUUUACAUGCAGAACAAGCUAAACCCAUGUACUUGAUGUCUGAUUCAUCCAGUAUGGUUGGCAGGGAAAGUGUGCAUUUUUUCUUUAUUUAAGGGCAACUUUAUUAAAGAAGAUAAGGCUUUUGGAUUGUAUCUGUCAGACUUCGCGGUUCAACUCCAUAGACCUGAACCUAACAGAGAAGGAAUCGAGAGCAUCCUAGAGGAAGCUAAGCAAUAUUUCUCACUAUCCAUAGCUUUCCAAAAUAUGGCGAAUCGGUGGUGGGCUGGAAACCUGGCAAUGAGACCCGCCUACCCAAUAUCAUCUUCUCCGUUGCUCCAGCUCAGAAACCAAAAAGAUGACGCCAGCGGAUUGAAUCGUCUCGGGCGUAGACGAGAAAAAGAAUUCAUGGACAACGCCGAUACCAAGACUAACAACAACGCCACCUCAACCAAUAGCAGCAACACAGACCCAAACGUCCAAAACACCAUAGACAGCGAUAGCUGCCAAGCCAAUGACCAAAAUCCCGGAAGCCACGAAACGGUUGAAGCCGGCAGUAGUGGCCGCCGACCAAGGGGCCGCCCAUCGGGGUCCAAAAACAAGCCCAAGCCCCCUAUCGUUGUAACCAAAGAAACCCCGAACGCGCUUCGAAGCCAUAUGCUGGAAAUUGGAAGCGGCAGCGACGUGGCUGAGAGCAUAGCGACCUUCGCGAACCGCCGACACCUAGGAGUAUCAGUGCUUAGCGGAAGCGGCAUUGUGACCAAUGUCACGCUCCGGCGACCGGGCGCACCUGGUGGGGUGAUCACGUUUGAUGGAAGGUUUGAGAUAUUGUCUUUGUCCGGGGCAUUCUUACCGGCGGCUUCACCGCCGCGGGGCCCCGGGUUAACAGUGUAUUUAGCGGGGGGACAAGGGCAGGUAGUUGGCGGUACGGUGGAGGGAUCUCUGGUGGCUUCGGGGCCUGUGAUGGUGAUUGCGGCCACAUUUGGUAGUGCUACUUAUGAAAGGCUACCUUUAGAGGAAGAGGCGCGCGGCGAGCAAUCAACAAGAACAGGAACUGCGUCAUCGCAAGGUUUGGGUGGACAAGCUUCAAUGCCCAUGUACGAUUUAGCUCCAAUUUUGCUAUCGAAUGAUCAAAUGCCUCAUGACCUGUUUUGGGGCUCUCCGCCGCCCCCAUCUUACUGACUAUACCUGCCAAUGAUCGUAUUUGUUCUAUGUACGCUGUAUGUUCAAUCGGUUUGCAGGCAAGGUUAGAGCUUUUUGUUUUGAUUUUCUGAAUACAAUAAUGCUGGGAGAAAAUGUUACUUGUUUGGUAUCUCUUUCCGUUUACGUAAUGAUUAGGCAGAGGAUCCAGAAAUAUGAUGCGGAGCUUGAUUUCCUGCCUGGUUUCUGAAUUUGUGCUGAUUACAGUUGCAAUCGGAUUCGGAUGAAGUGAGGCAGGGGCGUAAAGGCGGGAGGGUCAAUUCAUCUCCCCUUGCCCCACCGCAUCAUAUUCAUGUUGCUUAGUCUGCAUUGUACCUGACGAGGUUGUUUAGGAUUUCGUGUGUUUUGGUUAUAUUACAAAUUGAAGAGAGUCAAAACUAAUGUCAUUAGUAUUAACUGCAAGGUGGAGGAAAUGGUAUCAAUUUGCCUGCCCAAAUUGCAACCGGGCAC
Messenger RNA from Neltuma alba, 2164 nucleotides. RefSeq names its product AT-hook motif nuclear-localized protein 15-like. Gene Ontology annotation, molecular function: DNA-binding transcription factor activity; minor groove of adenine-thymine-rich DNA binding. The coding region runs from base 782 to 1696 and encodes 304 amino acids. The transcript has 2 exons. Lineage: Eukaryota; Viridiplantae; Streptophyta; Magnoliopsida; Fabales; Fabaceae. The record is from RefSeq and is a predicted model, not a curated record. Gene Ontology annotation, cellular component: nucleus.